GAGAGAGAAAAACACAAAUUUUCAAAGAAACUCAAAAACGGCCCACAAGAGGCCCGUGCGUUUUUUUUUUCGCCGUCUGCUUCCCCUUCCGUCGGCUGCCCUUCCGUCCGCUGACCUCCUCCUCCUUCCCUCCUCCUGUCUCUCUCUCGCUACCCUCUCGCUCCGAAGACGACUGUUGGGCCGCCGCCGCCGCCCUAGCCCAGGUGCUGAGGCUUUCCUUGGUCUCUUCGCCGGCGACGAGCACCCACCAGAAAUCCUAGCUGCUUCGAGUAUGGAGGUGCUGUUUGGAAGCAACAACCAUGGCGGGGACAAGGCCGCUGAUUUGGCCUCGCUUAUAAUUGCCCAGGCUGCCUUGGAGGUGCCAAGGUUAUUUGGGAUCUUUGCUAUGAUUCUGCAUAAUGAAAUCUUUACAUCUGGAGAUCAGAAUUUGAUUAAUAGGAUUCUUAGCAAAAGCAAAAAUGAAACUGAUCCUGAGAACAAAGAUGAUGGAGAAUCUGAUGAUGAUAAUGAUGAUGAUGAUGGAGACGAUGAGGAUGCUGAAAACCAAGAAGAAGAUGAUGGUGGUGACGAGGGAUCAGAUGACAAUGGGAAUGAGGAGGAAGAUGACGACGACGACGAUGAUGACGAUCCUGAAGCUAAUGGUGAAGGAGGAAGCGAUGAUGAUGAUGAUGGUGGAGAGGAUGAAGAGGAGGAUGACGACGAUGACGACGGGGACGGUGACAAUGACGAAGAUGAUGAGGAAGAAGAGGAAGAGGAGGAUGACGAUGACGUCCCCCAACCACCUACUAAGAAGAGGAAAUGAUCGAUGCCUGUUCGCCCCUGCGCAGCAGUAUACUGUUUAGUGGGUAGGGGGUUUUUAGCUUGGUCGUGGACGAUUCAUAGCCUAGUUUGGAAACAAAAAGAAACAUUUAAUUGUGCAUGUACUAUUAAACCAUUCCUUUAAUCAUGUAUCUCAGAUUGCUAUCUACCCCUGUGAUACUCAGAAUGGUUUCUAAAUUGUGUUUGCAAGUUUUGUAUUGCAAUUCGACAA
Messenger RNA from Sorghum bicolor (sorghum), 1030 nucleotides. RefSeq names its product phosphopantothenoylcysteine decarboxylase subunit VHS3-like. The transcript has 4 exons. The record is from RefSeq and is a predicted model, not a curated record. Lineage: Eukaryota; Viridiplantae; Streptophyta; Magnoliopsida; Poales; Poaceae. Bases 272 to 802 code for a protein of 176 amino acids.